This is a messenger RNA of Fraxinus pennsylvanica, 456 nucleotides long. The record is from the annotation of a GenBank genome assembly. Lineage: Eukaryota; Viridiplantae; Streptophyta; Magnoliopsida; Lamiales; Oleaceae.
AUGACUACCAAAGGUUUUCCACCCGAUCAAAUCUCAACUGAUAUUGCAGUGAUAACCCUUUGUGCUUGUGGCCGCGAAGAACACGCCAUUGAACUGAUCAAGGAGUUGUCGACCAAGAAUUGUCCGCCUGAUACUUAUACCUACAAUUUUCUGGUGAGGCACCUUGUCAAGAACAGGUCUUUGGGUACAACGAAUUGCUUUAGAGAGGAUAUGCGGGAGUUCAAUAUAAAGCCGGACCUAGUGACUUAUACUAUUAUAUAUGAUUGGGAUGUUUACGGAAAGAGAUGCAUUGGGAGCAUUGGCUUUGUUGGAGAAGAUGGAAAUGAAGGGAUGAAUGGCAGAGUUGCAUAUGCUUAUGAAGUGUUUGGUUAUGCGGCUGAGAGCAAGAGCUUGACUGAUGUUACUGCAUACACGACAUUAGAGAAUACACUUAAGUGGUUGAGGAAAGCUAGGUAA